Vidua macroura (Pin-tailed whydah) is the source of this 1943-nucleotide messenger RNA. RefSeq names its product clathrin binding box of aftiphilin containing 1 (gene CLBA1). Gene Ontology annotation, biological process: intracellular transport. Gene Ontology annotation, molecular function: clathrin binding. The transcript has 6 exons. Gene Ontology annotation, cellular component: AP-1 adaptor complex; trans-Golgi network membrane. Lineage: Eukaryota; Metazoa; Chordata; Aves; Passeriformes; Viduidae. The record is from RefSeq and is a predicted model, not a curated record. Bases 321 to 1340 code for a protein of 339 amino acids.
GAGGGACCUGCCGCACCCCUGCUCUGUGCCCGACCCGCCUACGAAGGAAACCCGGGGGAAAAACACACAUUUGGUUCUGUUAAGCACCGCGGCAGGCUUAAUACUCUACACAGAAAGUGAGGCCGAAUAACGUGCACAUGCCGAGUACUGGAGGAGAGGCUGAAGGACAUCCUGUUUUGUUUCAGCAGUGUUGUUAUUCUUUGGGGUGAAAUGAAGAAUUUGAUUUUGUUUUGGAAACACUCAUAUUUCUGAUGCAACUGAACUUCAGUAACCUUUUUGCAGUACAGAUUUCAACAAUUUUUUUUUUCUCUUGAACUAAGAUGCAGAACUUGUCGGUGGUAGAAAGUCUUGGUAAUACAGACAUAUCACACUGUGAGCCUCCAAAAGACCUGGCAGCUGAGGCAGGUGGCGUGUCUCUCCAUGAAAGUGGCUGUAACUGGAAUGAAGGAACAAGUAAUGAAGAAAUGUUUAAUCUUGAAGCAACGCAGCAAAGCCUCCCUGUAAUGAACAGCGAAGGGAGAAGUUGUGAGGAGUUUUCUGAGAGCAGCUUUAGUACCUCAGAACCCAGUGGUUCCUGGGGUGAUUUUGAAGGCUUCAGAGAGCCCUUAGAGAAAUCAGAGAGAUUCAGUCACAACCUUGAAAUUUUGGUGAAGUCAGCAAAAACCUGGGGAGCCGACCCGGACCUAAGCAGCAGAGGCUGCAGCAUUUCUGCUGCCCACGUGUGUGCUGAGCCAUCCCCGUGCCAUGGGAUGCAGGAGGCUUCGGGCUCUCUGAGUGAGGAAGACCACAGCUAUGAGAAGAUAUUUAAGUUAGGCUUUCCAGAAGUCUUUGUACCACAAUCCAGAGAGUGCAUAAGAAGCUUAGAGCAAGUUCUUGAUGCAAAUAAUGAAGAUGUUUGGAUUCCUGAACUUUUGAAGAAUCAACUUUGCAUGGAUUCUGGAAAGAUAUGGAGAGCACUCAGAGACUUUGAUAAUACCCCCAGAUCAAGACAUCCCUGGAGUAAAUCUCAUUGCCAAGAAAACCUCUUGAGAGUUCUCGGAGUAGAUGCAAAUGAAAAGGACAUUUCAGAAAACCAAGCCGAUAUUUUCGAAGAAUCAAAUGUCAAAGAUAAUGAGGACUUUAGAUUUGAUGGAUUCAGUGUUAAUGACUGCAAAACAUUGAUCCAGACCAAGCUUUCUGUGCCACCGGACUCCAGACAUGGUCACCUUUUCACCUGUAACCUCUUUUUGAAGACCACAUCAUCAAAUGAAAACACACAGUGUAUAACAAUCCCAAGGAAGAAGCAGAUUUUUUCUACACACAACCUAAAAAUGAAAUUUUUCAGUAGUGAUGUUUGUUGAACUAAAUGCAAGUUUUAGCCUUUUUUUUUCCUUUUGUUUUUUGAAAAGAAUGCAGUUUACCUUCAUUUUGUUACUGACUUGGAACUAUAGACCACAUUCUUUAGGAAAGUGACAUAUUGCUGUAUAUGUGGGACCUAAGGCCACGUUAUUAGAAGACAUUUCUCCUGUUUAGUUGUGAAGUCAAAUUUUGUAAUUUUGCCCUGCUAAGUUUUGCUGCAGAGUUGUGUCUCUUACAGUAAAUGCUGCAGCUGCAACCACGCUUCAAGAUAACUCUGGUGGACUCUCCUGAUCUACUGACCUUUCAGACCUUAAUGCCUCUUCAAUCACAACCCUUUUUCCCUGCCAAAAUCUACACAAGUCUCAGGUGUGUUGUAACGUGCCUUGUCACCAUCUCUCCUCAUACUUGCUCCAGUUUGGAUCAGCUGAGACCUGUGGCUUUGCCACUACUGGAUGUGAUGAGAAGAGCCUUUCUUCAUUUGGGGACUUUCAGUGGGGUUUAGCAGAAUAAAAGUGUUUUAAUUUCUGUCUGGUGAAGCCUGCUGUGGUGAUAAGGGUGGAGGCAGCAAAAUGCUUCAUUCUGGGAUUGAUUCCUGGCUGAAAUAA